This is a messenger RNA of Danio rerio (zebrafish), 4511 nucleotides long. Lineage: Eukaryota; Metazoa; Chordata; Actinopteri; Cypriniformes; Danionidae. The record is from RefSeq and is a predicted model, not a curated record.
UACAUUUAGGGCUUGUGGAGCUUUAAGAGCUAAGAAACAAACGGUGAGUCACCCUCAAAACGGUCCAUCGAGAUGAAUUGUCUGAAGGAACCGAUUCUCUUAAAUGAACAGAUCUUCCCAACGCUAUCAUUUACGCCCAAAGGCUACAUGCGAUUUAUGACCUCUUGCGGUUCCUGUUCAUUCCAUCAUCACAGACUGCUCUUUGGCUAAAGGGGUUUGCUCUCGCAUUAAGAAACGGAUACGUUCUGUGUCAGCGGUGAUCAUUUUUGUUUUGAAUGCGUGGUCCGAAUGAAAACAACGCGCGGCUUGCAGGAAUGAUCAUUGUGCCUUUCACGUUGCGUUGGAUUUGAUGCGGUAAUGUUUGAAAGCCCCUAGAAAGGAACCUGUCAUCUUGUGCAGCUUCAUGUAUGUCCUGCUCUUGGCCUCCACUUUACCAGUCUCUGCAUUCCUCCCUCCGCUGCGUUAAACCAAUCACAGCACAGACGCCAUUGCCAUGGACACGGAUUCAAUCCACUCCGGCUAUUCCCACCACUCCAACAGAUCACGAGGGUCAAACAAACAGAGUGAGCGCAGCAGCAGGGAUCGACACAAGCCUCACAGCCGCGACAGCAGCAGCCGCUCAGACAAGAAUGUGACGAUCAGUGCGACGUCUGUGCAGCCGCAGCAGCCAGAUCAGAGCUCCGCCCCCACAGACGCCCAGGAUGACAACUGGGGUGAAACCACCACGGCGGUCACUGGAACAUCAGACCACAGCUUGUCUCAAGAGGACCUGGCAGGCUUUGGGAAGGACACGGAGGGUCCAGUUGAGAAAUUAAACUGUAUACGCUUCCUUCCGUUGGCCCUGACCCUCCUCUUGGGUCUGCUGGUCCUGGUCACCCCUCUGUCCUUCCUGAUUUUGCCACAGUUAAUGUGGCCGGAGCGCCUGCAGACUUGCGGUACUGCAUGUGAAGGCCUGUUUCUCUCACUGGCCUUCAAGCUCCUCAUCCUGCUGCUGGCCGGCUGGGCUCUGUUUAUGCGGCCGACAAGAGCUUCUCUGCCCAGGAUAGCAGUGUUUCGUGCCCUGCUGGGUUUACUGACACUCCUCCUGCUGCUGUCCUAUUGGCUGUUUUUUGGAGUGCGCAUAUUGGACUCACAGGAUGAUAACUACCAAGGCAUAGUGCAGUUUGCAGUAUCACUGGUGGAUGCUCUGCUGUUCAUCCAUUACCUGGCAGUGGUUCUGCUGGAGAUCCGACAUCUGCAGCCCUGCUUCUCUCUAUGUGUCGUUCGCUCCACUGAUGGAGAAACUCACCACUAUAACAUGGGACAACUCAGUAUUCAGCGGGCAGCCCUGGUAAUUCUUGAGCACUAUUAUAAGGAUUUCACAGUUCACAACCCUGCCCUACUGACAGCUGCUAAGUCCAGGGCGGCUAAACAUCUGGCCGGGCUGAAAGUCUAUAAUGUGGAUGGUGCUGGAAGUGAUGCUGCAACGGCUCAGUCUCGAGCAAAAAUGGCAGCUGCCGCACGACAGAGAGACACCAGUCAUAAUGAGCUGUACUACGAGGAAGCAGAGCAUGAUAGACGAGUCCGUAAGCGCAAAGCACGACUGGUGGUGGCAGUAGAGGAGGCGUUCACACAUGUUAGACGGCUUCAGGAUGAGGAGAAAAAGAAGCCACCAGGAGAUGAGAUGGAUCCACGUGAGGCGGCGCAGGCCAUCUUUCCCUCCAUGGCUCGAGCACUGCAGAAAUACCUCCGCACCACCCGCCAGCAGCACUGCCACAGCAUGGACAGCAUUCAGGCACACCUGGCUUUCUGCAUUACAAACAACAUGACCCCAAAGGCGUUUCUGGAGAGUUAUCUGACCGCCGGCCCCACGCUGCAGUACGGGAGAGAGAGCUCUCAGACUCGCCACUGGACACUGGUCAGCGAGGCAUCCGUCACCAGUCCCCUCCGGAACGGCUCUGAGUUCCAGCUGAAAUCAUCUGACUUCAGCCUAGUGGUCACCAGCAAAACCAUCCCGCACCUCAAACUGUCAGAGGAGUACGUCCAUCCCAAAUCACACAAGUUUGUACUACAACUACAGUCUGAGACGUCUGUCUGAUGGAGUGCGUUGAUCUCGUCCAUUUGCUUUUCUACGCUUGUAAAUUUGGGACUUGUACUAUUUUGUUUUGGAAUUCUUUUUUCACUUUUUCACAGUUUAUAAAUGGCAUUUUACAUGAUGUAUGUAUUUUGAUACAAUAUUUGUUAUUACUGAGAACAGAAGAGAACAAAAAACAAGAGAAAAAAAGUGUACCUGUAAUGUAUGUUAUCUGAUGACCUAGUGCUGACUGGUGUGAUUGUGCAUUUGUGCUCCUUGUCUGUAUGUUUCGUUUUGCAUAGAACAAAUGCUAGUUAAGUACUGUGAUAAACGUCAACAUUUUGCUUUUGCAAACAGAUAUUGUUUAGCAUAUCUAUGCUUAUGAGGCCUGUAUGUUUUAUCAGUUUACCACAACACAAAUGAGCGUUUAUUCAUUAUCAUGAGAUCAGGUAAGUUUGGAAACACUGUUUGAGGAUUGCGAAACUGCACCGGCAAAAAGAUCUUGUCUGCUUUCAAUACUGCUGAGAUGUCAAUAAAAUGAAUAUUUAGGAGUUUCAAAAUUAUAAAUUGGAUAAGAAAUAGGAUAGAGAGAGAAAUAGGUCAGAAAAAGCACCUCAUUACCAGAUUUAUAUCAUAAUGUGUUAUAACCAGUGUUUGGGUAUUGCUUUUCUAAGUAACAAGUACAGUGUAAUGCAUUACCUUCAAAAUUGAAGUUAUAAUAUUUGAGUUAGUUUAAUUAAUUAGCUUUUAAAAAUAAAUUGUUAAACUAAAAUGAAAGAAGUCACAAUGAAUCAUGCUGUCAAUAACAAAAUGUGUUCAUAAUUUUUAACAUUAAAGAAAAGGGGAUUGUACAAUGUACAAUGAUUUCACUUGAGACAAAUAGUACAAAAGUAGCAAACACACUGCUUUAAACUUUCUUUAAUAUGUAUAUACGGCAUGUAUAGCUCUGGGGUCAAAAAGUUUAUCUGUUUUUUUAAGGUAAAUUAAGGUGAAACAGUGCAUUGUUAAUUGCAGAACUCCUCUAUUUAAAAAGAAAGAAAAAAAUAGUUCUGAAAGAGAUCAAGCCUCAGCCAGGUAAUAAAAAUAACGCAAAAGUAACUCUAAAGUAAUGUAACAUUAUUUACCAUAAAACAUAACUGUAACGCAACUAGUUAUUUUUUUGGGGGGAGUAACUCAAUAUUGAAAUGCAUUACUUUCAGAAGUAACUUUUCCCAGCACUGGUUACAACAAGAAGCACUUUAUUAAACAUUUUAAACAACAAAAGUUGUUGGGCAGAUUAAGGUCCCAAAAUGUAAUUCGAAAGCAUAAUUAAAUUUAACACCCAUAGAUCACAGAUAAUGGAAAACUAUCUGUUAAUUGUAACUUUGCCAGUGCCAUAAUAAUAGCAUGAUAGCCAAACAUGAUCAUUUUCUUAUUUCUGCCAUUUUUAUACGUUGGAAGAAAAAGGAGUAAUAUAUUACAGGAAAAAAAAACAGCCUUUCCUUUGUGAUGAAUAAAUUGUGAUUUAUAGUUCACCUCAUUUUUGUGUGGUAAUUAAAUUGUGAAUAAGGUAUUUUUACAGUUAAUUUAUUUUUUAUUGUGUGUGCCUGCGUGUGUGCGCGUGUUCAUCAUCAUCAUUCUCAAUGACUUGUGUUUACAAAAUGCAAGCCCAUUAAUGCUGCCUAACACAUUUAUAAACCUGCUCUUCACUGUUUUUUAAGGCUUGAAAUUUGUUUGCUUAUGAAGCAAAAGUAGAGAAUCAACCUUGUAUGCCUUUUUUUAUUGCUUCGGUGAGAUUUUCCACUAAGGCUAAUAUAUGAUUUCUUUUUGUAUGUAUUGAUAAAGGACAAUUAUGGUUAUGUUAUUUACAUUCUCUAGCUGUAAUAGCACAAUUUUCCAUUGUGUUUUGUCAGUUUAGUCCUGUCUGAUCACACAGUACCAUCACAUUCAAUUAAGGAACUUAUUUUUUAAAAAGUACAAGUCAGAAAUCAGAUUCUUUCAUGUACAAAUUUAUAAGACUGAAUAAUAAUUUAGACUGAAACCACAAGAGAAGCACAAGUUUUCACUUUCUUAACCUGAAAUAUGAUUUUAAAAAUAUGGCUUAUUCAGAUCAUUUAUACAGUGAGUUACAGUAAAACACUGUGAGAGGAAAAUUGUCGGAUAUUUCAUGCAUAAUAUGUUCAGCAAAGACAUUUGUUUUGUGUUCACUUUCAAACUGGAAUUUGUUGUCUGCAGAGCUGUUGCCCAUUUAUCUGUGUAUAUAUAAAUACAUAUAAAUAUGGACUAUUUCAUGUAUUAAACUAUACUGUAUGUAUAUAAUUUAUUUAUUAUUGUAUGUAGUUUACACUUGUGUACACCUCUGCAUGUGCAUAUGUUUUAUUAAUGUAUUCAUCAAUUUCCAUUAUGGGUAUAAAAUAUAAAAUCAUUUUGGACAGCUGAAUUGCAUUGGAAUUGACUGCAUUGUGGACUAGGAUUCAAA